Ilex paraguariensis (yerba mate) is the source of this 1925-nucleotide messenger RNA. The record is from the annotation of a GenBank genome assembly. NCBI's taxonomy places the organism in Eukaryota, Viridiplantae, Streptophyta, Magnoliopsida, Aquifoliales, Aquifoliaceae.
AGAUUCAAGUAGAUCCCACUGGAAUCCACAGACAAAACGGUCCCAUUCAAUUGCCGCCCUCCAACUUCUACAAAACCAAUCUCUCUCCCAAAAAAAACUGAAAAUUCUGCCUCCCAAAACAAUGGAAGCUCUCUGCCCCAAAUUUGAUCUCAACCCACCUCACCUCUCCCCAUUCUCCAAACCACUGCCAAAUCCCACUUCUCUUUUGGCCUAUUCGCGUCGAUUUUCGUGCUCAAAUGGUCGUAAAUACCAGAAAUAUAGAGUAAUAAUACCUCAAGCUUUAGCUAAAACAACGUCAAAUGGAGAUUUUGUUCAAGUAAAUCAGAAUUUGAUCAGAUGGGUUGGAAGAGGGUUGCUUGGUUUUGCUGCUGCUGUUUCGGUUUGUAGCGAUUCUCCUGCUUUUGCAGAGUCUCUGACUGUGGCGUUCCCUGUAUCUCACACUAGGGAGGUUAAUACAGUUCAAAGAACCCUUGUGGAGGCUUGGGGAUUGAUUAGAGAGACAUUCAUUGAUCCAACGUUCAAUCAUCAAGAUUGGGAUUUGAAGCUGCAACAAACAAUGGUGGAAAUGUUUCCACUCAGAUCAGAAGAUGCAGCGUAUAACAAGAUUAGGGGAAUGCUUUCAACUCUUGGAGAUCCUUUUACUCGUAUCAUCAGUCCUAAGGAAUACCAAACUUUUAGGAUUGGAAGCAAUGGCAAUUUGCAAGGAGUUGGUGUCUUCAUUAAUGUUGAACCUAAAACUGGGCACCUGGUUAUUUUGUCUUGUGUAGAAGGUAGCCCAGCUGCUCGUGCUGGCAUACAUGAAGGAGAUGAGUUGGUUGAAAUUAAUGGAGAAAAGCUGGAUGGUAUUGCCAGUGAAGAGGCAGCACAGAAGCUGAGAGGACCUGCUGGAACAACUGUUACAGUAACAAUCCACAAUGGUGAAGAUAUGGGAAGUGGGUCUAGUUUCAGAGAGGUUAAACUACCUCGUGAAGUUAUAAGGCUUUCCCCUAUAUCCAGUGCCAUCAUUCCUCACAAAACUCCUGACGGUCAUCUCUCAAAGACUGGAUACGUAAAGUUAUCAGCCUUCUCUCAGACUGCUGCCACUGAUAUGGAAAAUACAAUUCUUGAGAUGGAGAAUCAGGAUGUGCACUCAUACAUACUGGAUCUUCGGAACAAUCCUGGGGGCUUAGUAAAAGCAGGACUCGAUGUUGCCCGUAUAUGGCUUGAUGGAAAUGAAACUCUUGUGAACACCAUAGACAGGGAAGGGAAUAUGUCACCCAUCAACAUGGCGAGUGGGCAUGCUGUAACGCAUGAUCCACUUGUUGUGCUGGUCAAUGAGGGAAGUGCAAGUGCGAGUGAGAUUUUGGCAGGGGCACUACAUGACAGUGGCCGAGCUAUCCUUGUAGGGCACAGAACCUUUGGGAAAGGGAAAAUACAGAGCGUCACAGAAUUGCAUGAUGGAUCAGCUCUGUUUGUCACAGUCGCCAAGUAUCUGUCGCCAGCACUUCAUGACAUAGAUCAGGUUGGCAUAACACCAGACGUUCAAUGCACAACCGAUAUGUUAAAUUCACCGAAGGACUCAUCGAAGGGCAAGAGUGCUGCCUCACCGUCUUUGGAAGCUGAUUCCUGUAUCAUGGUCGCAGAGCACGAGUUGGACGUUCAAGAAUCCAAUGGAUCUGCCUCUUGAAAACUGUUUUCUGCAGUUUUUUCCAAUCCUGUAUUGUAGAUUCAAUUUGAAUGUAUAAAUGAUAGGGAAGUCUCAUUACAACUGCUCUGCUUGUAAAUGGCAGAGUAUGUAAUUGAAUGCAAACUGUUCAAGAUUAAUCAUGUUAGAAUACAUCAAUCAAAAAAGGAAACCAGUGGACUCUUUGAAAAUGUCCAAUAGACAUUGCUAAAUCAAAACCAAACUGGGUGGAAAUUUUAUUGAAACUAGACAUCUGAUCAGC